AUGACAGUAGCAGAAAGAUUAUGGAGUUGUGGCUUUCAAUCAGAUAUUGGCAUAAAGGUUCUUGUGGAGAAGUCUCUGAUAACAAUUUCUGAUAACAUGGUGUUGAUGCAUGAUUUGUUUCAAGUAAUGGGUCAGGCAAUUGUAGUUCAACAAUCUAAAGAACCUGGUGGGCGUAGUAGGUUGUGGCGUUCUAGGGACAUCUAUCCUGUUUUGAGGGAUAAUACGGGGACAAAAUCAGUUGAAGGAAUUGUCCUACCCUUUCCUGAAUCAGAAGAGGCAAAAUGCAAUCCUGAAGCAUUUUUCCAGAUGUCUAAUCUUAGAAUUCUCAAAAUUCAUAAUGUGCACCUUCCCGGAGGACUCAAAUAUCUUCCUGAUUCCUUGAGAUUUCUUGAAUGGAGAGGUUAUCCUGAAAAGGAUCUUCCACCAGAUUUUGAAGCCCAUGAGCUUGUUGAACUCAGCAUGUGCCAUAGUAGCAUUAAACAACUUUGGAUUGGAGUAAAGACUUUUGGCAAGUUGAAAGUCAUCGACCUUAGUCAUUCACUAAAUUUGACAAGAAUUCCGAAUUGCAUUGGGGUCCAAAAUCUUGGAAGAUUAGAUCUUGAGGGAUGUAAAAGUCUAGUUGAGAUUCACCCAUCCGUUGGAGCUCUCAAAAAGCUUACUUCCUUAAAUGUUAAAAACUGCAUAAGUCUACGGAUUCUUCCAGCAAAGAUUGAAAUGGAACUUCUUGAGGCUUUUAUUCUUUCUGGCUGCUCAAGUCUUAAAAGGAUUUCGGAAUUUGUGAGCCCUAUGGAGAAUUUAAGGGAGAUUUUUUUAGACGGAAUUGCUAUUGAAAGUAUACCAUCUUCAAUUGAAUGUUUGACUAGCCUUUCUUCUUUCGACAUGAGAGGUUGCAAAUAUCUAAAUUGUCUUCCAAGUACCAUUGGCAAUUUGAAGUCUCUUAAAAGUUUAAAUGUAUCUAGGUGCCCAAAACUUGCCAAACUGCCAGAAAGCUUUGGGGAACUAGAGUCUUUGGAGGAGAUUGAUAUAAGUGAAACUUCUAUAAAGGAAUGGCCGUCUUCCAGUUUCGUUUUGAAGAACCUUAAAUCAUUAACUUUUCGUGGACGUAAAUCAGGACAACGAUGGUUUAUGUCUCUCCGGUUUCUGUCAUGGCCAAUGAAGAGAUGCCAGCCUAUGAGUUCAUUCGUGCCUCCCCUAUCAGGGCUCUCUUCUCUAAUGCACUUAGAUCUAAGUGAUCGAAAUCUUUUGGAAGGAGAAAUGCCCAUGGAUAUUGACUGCUUAACGUCUUUAGUAUCAUUGAACUUAAGUGGAAAUCAUCUUAUUAUCCUUCCUGAACGCAUUAGCAGACUUUCUAAACUUGAGAUUUUGUACUUAAGUGGUUGCAAGAAGCUGCAGCACCUUCCAGUCCUUGCCUCAGAUAUAAGCUUAGAAGUAAUGGCAGAUGGCUGUACUUCACUGAAAAUGCUGCAAUGCCCUUCAAAUUUGGACAGAUUGAAGUGGUCCUGUUUUAAUUUCAUCAAUUGCUUUGGAUUGAUUGACCAAGAAAGCUGCAAUGAUAUAGCAUUUGUGAUGCUCAAAAUGUACCUCAAGAGAGUUCCUUUUCCAGAAGAUAGAUACGAAAUUAUAAUUCCUGGAAGAAACAUUCCUUGGUGGUUCAGCUAUAAAAACUUGGGGAGUUCAGUAAGUGUAAAGCAACGUCCGCAGUGCCGUAAAAAUAAGUGGAUGGGAUAUGCUGUAUGCGCUGUGUUUGAGGUUUCAAGCAGCGGAUGGAACGUCACUUGUGACUUGAAAGUCAAUGGAAAAGAAAAGUACCCUGCGCCUUUAAUAGCAACCAAUGUCCAACCUGUAGGGGAACAUCUAUGGCUGUUCUAUGUGUCUCGUGAUAUCAGCUUCGACAGAGAGUGGCAAAACAGUUGCAAUCAGUUAACAUUUUCAUUCACAAAUUCAAGCUGCUGCUUUGUAAAGAAGUGUGGUGUCCGUUUGGUAUAUCAGAAAGAUGUGGAAGAUUUCGACAAUAUAACAACUCAAUCCAGCAUUGACAUUUCUCCAUAUGAGGCUAUGGAUGACAAAUCUGCAUCUAUUACAGGGGAUGUGGAAUCUGAUGAAAAUUAUCAGUUUUCGGAGCAGCUUGAUACACUGUCUGAAGGGGACAUUGCAAUAUUGUUGACAGGAUAA
Molecule: messenger RNA, 2172 nt
Organism: Prunus persica (peach)
Lineage: Eukaryota; Viridiplantae; Streptophyta; Magnoliopsida; Rosales; Rosaceae
Product: TMV resistance protein N
Exons: 6
Coding region: 1-2172 (723 amino acids)
Biological process (GO): defense response
Molecular function (GO): protein binding
Source: RefSeq, a predicted model, not a curated record